Molecule: messenger RNA, 795 nt
Organism: Penicillium argentinense
Lineage: Eukaryota; Fungi; Ascomycota; Eurotiomycetes; Eurotiales; Aspergillaceae
Exons: 1
Coding region: 1-795 (264 amino acids)
Source: RefSeq, a predicted model, not a curated record
AUGAACUGGUUCUGGGCAUGCCAAAUGGACGUGAUGCCCGGAUAUAUGUCCACACCUUGGACAACCAAGUUCUCGACGCCCGUCUGCAUCGGCGCCAUCGCCGUGAUCAUCGAAGCGCUGGGUAUUCUCACAGAAUUUACACAGCCUGUCUUCAUCGACUCUGUCUGUCACUCGCGCGGCUUGCAAUGGAUGUCUAGCGGACGUUCAACCUUCCCGCCGUACGGUAUAAGCGCCAACCACCACCAUGGAAUCGUGAUAGCAGGCAUAUAUACCACGACCAACUUUCCCGGUUUUCGCGCCCCGCUCUUUCCGAUCGAGCUCCUUCGUCACUAUGGAUUCCAGGUGGACCGGCAUUUACCUCUUGACACGGCAAAUCUCCGGGCCCGUCUUUCUGAACUGAUGGCGCUGGAUGCGUGGCUGUCGUAUUGUGGUCGUCAGUCGGAGAUAUGUGGUCAUAUCAAUCGCUAUGAUGAUAGUGUGCCGGCUAUGGGCGUGGGAGAUCUGCUAUAUACCAUGCCAACGUUGGUAGAACGGACGAUGAAUAGCUUUACGUAUGAGUUUACUGACUUGGAAAGCACUGCUAUUGAUGGUGGGAAGCAGCGUGUGCAGGAAAUUGCGGAGAAGCUUCUUGACACGCUUGGGUGGAAGGCUGAGUGUUUGUCGCCAGCCGAGAAGCUGUUUACUUUGGUUGCUAUGCUGCGAUCUGCGAAGAUGGGUCUCUGUAUUGCACAGGGGACUGAUACAUCCGCGUUGAGAGAUAUUUUGCUCAAUGAUGUACAGGUACAUCUUACUUAG